Molecule: messenger RNA, 731 nt
Organism: Choloepus didactylus (southern two-toed sloth)
Lineage: Eukaryota; Metazoa; Chordata; Mammalia; Pilosa; Megalonychidae
Product: SOSS complex subunit C-like
Exons: 2
Coding region: 353-595 (80 amino acids)
Biological process (GO): DNA repair
Cellular component (GO): nucleoplasm; SOSS complex; nucleus
Source: RefSeq, a predicted model, not a curated record
UUGAAUUUCCUAAUAAUCCUCAUACAGAUGAAUUUUUCCUUUUACAAAAGAAUUUAUCACAGAGUGCCUAGCAGCUUCCUCUAAAGUGUCUAAUAAGAGAGUAGAAGAACUGUUUUUAAGAAUCUAUUAGAGAAGGGCAGGAGGGUUGGAGUGUGGCUUGUUGGAUUUCUUCUGCCCAACACUUAAGAGGUCAAACUUGCUUUGAGAACCACAAAGUGCUGACUAAUUGCCUCAGAACAUAAUUGAAACAAAAAGUAGGAAGAUAGCAGCAAACCUUUCAGGACAAGGUUUUCAAAGUAAAAAUAGAGUUGCCAUCUUGGCAGAACUGGACAAAGAGAAAAGAAAAUUAGUUAUGCAGAAUCCGUCUUCAACAAAUCAUCCUGGAGCUAGCAUUGCCCUGUCCAGACCAGCUCUUAAUAAGGAUUUCUGGGAUCGCGUCGAGCAGCAGCAUAUUGCAGCCCAGCAGAAGGCAGCUUUGCAGCAUGCUCACACACAUUCAUCAGGAAAUUUCAUAACUCAAGACUCUGCAUUUGGGAAUCUUAUUCUUCCCAUUUUACCUCACCUUGACCCAGAAGAAAGGAAAUAUUUAAAAUGAAAGUGACUUCAUAAUAUGAAAUGCCAAAGCUGCUAUCAUCCAGUGCUUAUAUAAACUGUGACUUUCGGAAUUUUGGUGAACCUUUAUAUUUUUUGGCUCUUUUAAAAGAAAGGUACAUGCAAAUGAAAGCAUCAAG